GCUGUCGCGCAGCGGCGGGGGAGUGGCGCCUUUCAGACGCGGGAGCUGGCCGCAGAGCGGCGCGCGCGGGGGCAGAAGCUGGGCGCGCGCCUUUGUGGGGAGGAUGCGCGUGCGGAUCCAGCAAGCUCUGAUACUUGCAGCGGUGGCAGGGACUGGGCUCAGGCGAAGUAUCAGGUGUGGCCGGAGGGAGCUUUUCUCCUUCCAGACCCAAUCCUCCCCCACCUUUAAAAAAAAACAAAAAACCUCAGCUUCUGCUUUAGAAAGCAGCCAAAAGACAGGAACAGCCUGUCGUCUGAGCGCGCCCCUGUCCAAACACACAGAGCUCCAAGAGCUGCAAACUGGGUGUUAAAAUCUCUCUUACUCCCCUGCUGCCGUGGGUGCAAGAAGCAUUUACUGGAGGGGUUUUCAGACUGUGGCAAUGGGAACGACAGAAUUCUGUUGUUGAAGGGUGAGUCAGCAACAAGUCUGUGAACACAAGGUAUAUCUUUUUAUGAAGAAUAUGAUCAGCAACUUCUCCAUCACUGAAGAAGAAUUGGACUGGCUUAGCAAUCCAAGCUUCUCCACAGAAGAUGCACUGAAACUGCACCAGCACACUGCAAAGGCUUCAGAUCCUGCUCCUAAGAGAUCACAAUUUAUAAGCAGGAGUCCUUCAAGGUCAGAGCUCUCAGGAGGAAGUGACACCAAUGAAGAUCUAAAAAAAUCAACUAAGAAAAGGAAAGGGAAAAAGAAAAAGCAUCAUCACCACAAAAAAAGAAAAAAGAAAACCAGAGAAGAAUCAAGUAACAGUGAGUCAGACUUGGACAGUGAGUGUAUGAGGGAUAAACCUAGAGGAAGUGACACAAACCGUGAAAGAGAAGCAGCAACAUUGAAUCUAGAAGACAUUACAUCAAAUGUUGCCACCAAUCGCUUUGUUUGGCUUGAGGAUAUUCAGGCUUUGACAGCAGAAACCUUCAGAACAGACAAGAAACCAGACCCUGCAAACUGGGAAUACAAGUCACUGUAUCGAGGGGACAUAGCAAGAUACAAGCGGAAAGGUGACUCAUGCCUUGGUAUUGACCUAAAGAAACAAUGUAUAACUUGGGAAAGUUCCAUUGUAGAAAAGAAACAAUCCCCCAACCGACCUGAACGCUACUUCACGAAGAAUAGUGUGAAAUUAUUGACCACAGAUGGAAUUCCAGUUUACAGUAAAAGCCAAACUUCAUUUGGUUCAAGCACUUUUAUACCAGUUUCACAACUGGACAGUGAUGCUCCUACUACAACAACCUGUGUGAAUCCUCUUGGGAUUUAUGAUCCAUUGACCACACUCUGGUUGCAAGGAAAAGGUCCCCCAGAGCAUGAGACUUUAAAGCAGCAGGCAUCCCAAGAGACCAGUGGGAAUGUUAACUCUAUUCUAAUGGCAAAAGUGGAAGAAUAUAAUAGGAUGGUCAGAGAAAAUCCAAGAGAUGUUCACACUUGGAUGGAAUUUGUUUCUUUUCAGGAUGAAAUAAUGAGAGGACCUAGCCCUUAUGCCAUCAAAGAGGGAGAGCAGGAAAUAAGGAGAAAAUCAUUCAAGCUAAUCCUAGAAAAGAAACUGGCCAUUUUAGAGAGAGCUAUUGAAAGCAACCCAAAUGAUGUUGAUCUGAAACUUGCCAAGCUGAAGCUUUGUACAGAAUUCUGGGAACCAUCAACUUUGAUCAAAGAAUGGCAGAAGCUGGUUUUUCUGCAUCCCAAUAAUCCACUGCUGUGGCAGAAAUAUCUCUUAUUUUGUCAAAGUCAGUUCAGCACCUUUUCAGUUUCAAAAGUCCAUAGUUUAUAUGGAAAAUGUUUGAGCACUUUGGCAGCUGUACAGGAUGGCAGCAUGGUAUCACAUCCUAUACUACCUGGCACAGAGGAAGCUAUGUUAGCUGUCUUUCUUCAGCAGUGCCAUUUUCUUAGACAGGCGGGCCAUUCUGAGAAAGCUGUGUCUUUGUUCCAAGCCCUGGUUGAUUUCACCUUCUUUAAACCUGACAGCGUAAAAGAUCUGCCAACAAGAGGACAGGUAGAGUUCUUUGAACCAUUUUGGGAUAGUGGAGAGCCUCGGUUUGGAGAAAAAGGAGCAAAAGGCUGGAAAUCAUGGAUGCAUCAACAAGAAAAGGGAGGCUGGAUUAUCAUCAAUAAACCUGAUGAUGAGGAGGAAGAUGGAGAUGAAGAUCAAGAAAUAAAGGAUAAAACUCUACCCAAAUGGCAAAUUUGGCUGGACAUUGAAUGUUCCCGUGAAACAAGGCAUUGGCUGCCUUGGCGACCUGACAAAACUAAAAAGCAGACUGAAGAAGAUUGUGAAGAUCCGGAGAGACAGGUAUUGUUUGAUGAUCUUGGGCCAUCUUUAAUCAGACUUUCUAGUCCAGAUCUUCAGUUUCAGCUGCUGUACUCAUUUCUGCAAUUCUUGGGAGUUCCAUGUGGGUGUAGUCUCUUUCCUUCAAAUCUCUAUAUCGCAAUGGAUGAGAACAACAUCUUUGACAAUGGGCAGUCUGAAAGGCCGCUGACUUCUUUUGACUCGCUGCUUUCUGGAGUCAAUAGUAUUGGCCAUAUGGACACAAUGACCAGAGGGAGACAGCACAUAGGACACAGUAAGGAAGGAGAGGAGUUCAUACAGAAUGUCUUUCAUUUAAUAUUGCCAUUAUUUUCAGGAAAGGAAAAGUCAAACCUUUCUGUCUGUUGGCUACAAUAUGAAAUCUCAAAGGUUGGUCAAUGUCUCCAAGCAAAAAACAAGAAGAAACUGAAGUCACAGGGAAAGAAAAGCAAAAAACUAGCCAAGAAUCUCCUUAAGGCAUCUGAAAACCGAAACAACCUUUCCCUCUGGAAACUGUAUGCCUACUUGGAAUGGUUACUUGGCAACACAGAAGAUGCUAGAAAAGUAUUUGAUACAGCUCUUUGCUUGGCAGGAACUGAAGGAAUGAGAAAUACCCAACUCUGUAGUCUGAGCCUGCUUUAUGCUUCACUGGAAGUGGAGCUACUAGAGAGUCUGGAGGAAACUGUUAUGUCACGUGCUGUACAUAUAUUGACCAAACUGGCUGAAAGUGGGCCAUAUGUACCUUAUCCUGGGCACGUGUUAUCUGUGAAUAUCUUGAAAGCUCGGAAGGCAUAUGAGCAUGCGUUGCAAGAUUAUUUAAAUGAAAGUCCAGUCUCUAAUUGGGAUCAGGUCAGCAGUUCUAACCAACUGGUUAGUUUAGUUGGUUGUUAUGCACUUUUCCAGUAUUUGACUGUUGGGAUUGAUGCUGCUGUAUUAAUAUGUAGACAUAUUUCUGAAAAGCUUAAAGGUUCUGCUUCACGGAAGUUUGAAGGUAUUGGAGAAAAUCUUGGCAUUCAUAAUUUCCCCACUGCUCUUGAAGCAGUCACACUCAUGCACACAAAUUUACUCAGGUACCAUAUGAAAGUUAGCAUUUACCCUUUAAAUCCACUGCGAGAGGCACUAACGGAAGCUUUGAAGCUGUAUCCUAGCAACCAGUCUCUUUGGAGGUCAUAUAUCCAGAUCCAAAGCAAGUCUCACAAUGCUAGCAAAGCACGAAGAUUUUUUGAUAGUGUCACAAGGUCUGCUAAGUCCCUAGAGCCGUGGCUGUUUGCAAUCCAAGCAGAGGAGAUGAGAAAGAAGCUUGUUGAGAAUGUUCAGAGAGUAGAUGUUGGAGAAAUAUAUUCAACAAUUCCUGAAACUGGAUUAAAAAAUCGGAUCAAAACUUUAUUUGAACACGCAAUUCAGAGUGAAAACGGUGCCCAUUGUCCGUUGUUGUGGAGAAUGUAUUUGAAUUUUCUGUUUUCUCUAGGAGAUAAAGAAAGGAGCAAAGGACUGUUUUAUAAAGCCCUUCAGAACUGUCCCUGGGCAAAGGUGCUGUAUAUGGAUGCAAUAGAGUAUUUUCCAGAUCAACUGCAAGAGACCCUAGAUCUAAUGACUGAAAAAGAAUUGAGAGUAAGGGUACCUAUAGAAGAACUGGAAUUGCUACUGGAAGAUUAAAAGAAGAUGGUGCAAGAACAAACAAGAAAAAGAAAAAACAAACAAAAAAGGGAAUUUUGAUGUCCAAAAGACCAACUAUAAUGGUCUUCAACCAUUAUCUCUGACUGGGACUUCAACGGACUAUGCACAUACUUUUCUUACUAAGAAUAAUUUGUUAAAAACUUUGCUAUUACUGUGCCACACCACUAGCUGUAAAUACCCUAGAAUUUGUUCCACAUCUUGUAGUGGGCUGCUUUACACAUGUAAAUACAUCUGUUUUUCUGGAAAGUGCAGCGAAAUCCACAAAAUGAUACUUACCGUUAAUUAAUUUGCUGUUGGACCCCAUCUACAACUCGUAUGCUACAGUUUAAUACAGCCAUUCCCUUGAAUUCAGUGGAAUGUCAAGACAUGCCUACUACAAUUUGCUAGGCAGCACAGGAAGUAAACAUCUGCCAAAUGUACCCUUUACAAUCUGCUGCUGUCAACAGGCUAAAUAUGUCCUGCUUGGUGUGGAUGUAUAUAUAAAUAUCCACGUAUGUUCCAGUAUCUUGCUUUCUGUACAAAACAAGAAGAUAAGUAAAACUCUUGAAAAAAUAUCCAAGCAACAAUUAGCUCAAUUGAUAAACUGUUAACUUGUCAAACAAGUUUUGGCUUUUAUCAGCUUUGUCUUUGCAUGUGUACAUGAUAUGACAAUUCUAAUGUAAAUAUUUAUGAAAAACAUACUUAAAUAUUUUAAUUUCAUUGGAACUUGGAUUUUUUAUUUUUUAAAUGUUAAUUUUGGUGAGGAAAAUGUAUACAUCUUUAUUUUUAAUACCUAGAUUUUUUCUAGCAGUAAGUUUUUGUUUUGUUUUAAAUACGCAAGCUAUUAUAAUUAACUUCCCUGUACUCCCAACAUACAUUGGGUAAUUGUCAUGAGAGAAAGAAAAUGGUAAUUCUGUUUUGAGGUGCCGCUUGCUAAGGUGACUGCUCAGGAUAUUAGACUGUUUAUAGCAACUCUGUACUUUACAGGCUAGUCGACACUGAUAUAAGAUGGAAUAUGGCAACUGUUUAACAGUGUAUAGCAUAUUUUUUCCACUUCCCAUUAUAAACAAAUGUGUAAUGUUACUAUGUUCAGACGAAAAUAAAUAGGGAAUUUACUUAUAUAGAAAGUGCUAAAAUAUGAACAAGACACUGGAUUUCACACCCUUGUUGUUGAGACUGCAAAUGAUGAGGAUCUGAGUUUUCAUCUGUGAAAGAAACUACCUCCAACAGCAGAGCCCUUUAAUAUCAUAUGGGGUAUUGGUUUUGUAUCGACUCUGAAGGAAGAGUGCGAGCUACUCAAUCACUUAUACUUAUCUCUGCCGCAAUGAGAUACACCAUGGAGGGCUCCUGUCCAGCCCAACCCUGGUCAGCUGAUGAGAUCUGUUAGCAUUGCAGCACAGACUAAGUCCAUUUUAGUUUGCAUUGUAAUUCAUUUAUCCAUGUUGUGAACGUAUUUUGAAUAGAGAUGGGGAUGUGCAAAUGUUUGACCAUGUUCUUAAAUUUUAUAAUACUUCUGUAGCAACUUUUACUGAAGAUCUUAAAUUGCUUUACUUAGUAAAUUUAGCCUCAUAUUAUCACUCUGAUUAAGUGCAAGUAUGGCCACAUUUUUGUUUCAAAAUUAAUGGAUUCAGUGCUAUUUUUCUUUUUAAAAAAUCCAUUACUUCUAAAACCCCAGUUUCAUGUGAGUCUGAGAGAUGGCAGGAACACUCAAAUUAGAGCUAGCAGCUUGUUACUGGGUGGUGGGUGAAGAAAGAGAGGUCAGACUCUAACUUUUCUGUUUCUUUGGUGGAUCAAAAAUUGAGUCACUCAUUCUCUGUUCCCCUUUGAGAUGUGGCCAAUGGUAGGGGUGUGGAAGAGGAUCUGGCAUGCCUAGAGUCUGCCCACCCUUGGAGGUCUGUUUCUGCUUUGCUACAUUGCUUUGCUUUUUCUCCCAUGGGAUGGGGAAGUUCCUGGAGCUCCUGCUCUAUAUUAUUCUCCGCCUCUCUCCCUACAUUCAUCCUCUUGCUCACACUUGUCCAUUUUCUCGCCUUCUAGCUCACUUUACCCUGCUCCUCCUCUCCCAGCACUAGAGCUAGAACGUUUGUGAUUUCAUGGGUCUCAUUUCUCAUGCAUAAGAGCAAGUCAUUGACUCCACUCCACCCUCUGAGAAGUGUAAGUGUAAGCAGGUUGGGGGUGGUGGGUGCAAGCCCAUUUCCCCAGACCCUUUUCUCCGCACCUGAAGACUAAGAGCAGCAACAAUGGCUGGCUGGCCCCCAGUUCCAUGAACUUACUGUACAGUGCUGUAUGCAGAUGUAAUUGCCAUUCCUUAUUCUUACAUGAUAUUUCUCCUGCUUAUGUAUCUGUGUUAGCCCUCUUAACCACAGCUUUAACCUGGUAGCUUAUGUUCAGUUGGUUGUGCACCAUGACCCUAAAUCUAUUUGAGUCACUGCUUUCCAAGAUACAGUUCCUCAUUGUGUAAGUGUGACCUACAUUCUGUGUUCUUGGCAGUUUGGCUGUAUUAAAACACAUGUUCAAGUGAGCCCAGCUUAUUUUGUGAUCCAGAUUGCUUUAUAAAACUCACCUGGCCUUCA
Messenger RNA from Caretta caretta (loggerhead turtle), 6534 nucleotides. NCBI's taxonomy places the organism in Eukaryota, Metazoa, Chordata, Testudines, Cheloniidae. The record is from RefSeq and is a predicted model, not a curated record.